Messenger RNA from Mesorhabditis spiculigera, 2964 nucleotides. Lineage: Eukaryota; Metazoa; Nematoda; Chromadorea; Rhabditida; Rhabditidae. The record is from the annotation of a GenBank genome assembly.
AUGCUCAUACGCCUUUUCGAUCCAUUCAGAUCCCCGCGACCUGCUUUGCGCCAGCGUUCGCCCAUAAACGCCCGCCCAGUUGCUGUACCUGCACCACCCGAGCCCAUUGUCGACCCGCUGCAACCGGUGAAGAACUGGAGCCACCCGUUCAAGGACAAAAACCACCCGCUCUUGCAGUUAACCCAGUUGGCAAAGGCCGAAGCUGGCUACUACCCAUUGGGCCGAAAUGGUCAGUUUCACGGCGGGGUGCAUUUCGACGGUGGUACCGCCGGGGUGCUGGAUCAAUCCAGCGUGCACUGCCUGGCAGACGGCGAAGUGGUGGCUUACCGCUUCGAAGCACACUCGCCGACGACCACCUUUAUCAACAACGAACAGUGCGUGGUCAAACCGUUUUCACGCAAUUUCGUACUGGUCCGCCAUCGUCUUCAGCCGCCGAAAAUCCAAGGCAGCACGGACACGCCCCCCAUCCUGAUUUUCUACAGCCUGUACAUGCAUUUGCAGGACUGGACGGUUUAUCAGGCGGAUUCAACUAUCGUCCGACCAGCCUUCUGGCCUGAGGGCGCCACUCGGCAUGUCAAAGACUCGGUUAACGACUUGCGUGCCGGAGAACGCGGUCUGAAUGUUCGCAAUCAAGCUCAUCGGGGCAAGUCCAUCGCUCUUUUGCCAAAGGGCGCGCAGGUGACGGUCAGCGGUGACGGUGAUUACCGCAGGCUGGAGAACACCCCGGGUCCAGAUGCUCUGCAAGAUGAUGAAGGCUUUCUGCGCGGCUAUCUCUCCAUUAACCAUCUGGCGCCGAUCUACGGUGGUCAAUUCCGGGUCAACACUGAGGGGACACUUAACGUUCGUGCCGAGGCGAGUAUCCACAGCGACGUGAUCGCGGAACUGCCUCCAGGCACGGAAGUGACUGUCAGCGGCGAAGGCGAAUUCCGCAAACUGAACCACAUUAAUCAAUACGUCCACUUCGAAUCGCUGCAAGGUGCUUGUGAGCCCGAGGCUCAUGACCGGAUCGUUGUGCCCGAUCAACCCAUCGCCAUCAAAGCCGGUGACCUGAUCGGUCAUAUGGGCCUUUACCAGGAUUGCUACGUCGACCAACCGGAAAAGAAACUGCACCUGGAAGUCAUCAGUGGCGAAGGCGUAGACGAGUUCAUCGCCGCCAGCCGUGCCUGGGCCGGGCGCCUUCCCUCCAGCGAAAACACCUGGUUGAAGCUCGCCAAAGGCACGCCGGUAAUACCGCAUAAAGCGCACUACGGUCCUAACCGAUACCCUGUCUUGGAGACAGCAACGCCGGUGAGCAGUGUCGACUUGCUACUGCCCAAAAGCGUUCUCGACGGCCUGCCGGCCGAAUACAAAAUCGACGUACCCACCAGCGAUUUCGGGCGGACCUUCAAGUACUACCGCCUCGACGGCUUGCUCAACGACGCCGACAACAACGUGCUCGACGGCUGGGUGCGUGAAGAAGUGGGGGUUACGUCGUGGGUCAGUCCCUGGGCCUGGGAAGGCUACGACAUCAUCUUUAGCUACGACUCGCCGCUGAGCGCAAUUGCCUCGUUCUACCGUGACCUCAAUCGUCUCAGCGAAGCACAACUUGAACGGUUUGGCGGCGAGGCGGAUGAGGGCGACAAGGGGCGGGUCAAGAGCCGGCUCUAUAACCUGCUUUACCGCAACCGCGAUGGAAAGAUAACGGCUGAUGAGUUGCAAGCGGCGAUCAACUUGCCGGCCCAUGCGCAAACAAUCUCGCAGCUGAUUGUUCACAGUGAAAGCGAAUGGCACCGCCCGCAACGGUGGGACAUUUUGGAUGAGAUUCUUGGGCACAGUGGUUCGACGCCGCAUUUGAAUUGGCUGGCGGAGAAGGAGCGGAUCAAGGAGUUGAGCUGCAGUCAACCCUUGCAGGAACAGGUCGAUGUCUUCUGGGGGAUCGUUGUGGGCGUGCCGACUUUUGGUUGGUGUCUGUUGGUUUUCGGGCGUUUUUUGCUGUAUUUCGAUCAAAAGCAUGCAGCCAAUGGUUGGGAUCAGGCUAGGGACCAGGAUUUGGCUGAGCGAAAACGCCGUGGCCGACGCUCGCAGCAGGUAUUGAGUGUGAGUUUGCAUACUGCUCUGGGGGACCCGAAGGUCCAGUUGGACGAGCUGCUUGGUGGGAGCCAAAGGCCAACGGCCCUGCCGUCCAGAAUGGCGCCGGCAUUGUUGUGCAAAAGUUGCUUGUCGGCCGAUACGCCAGACCCUGAACAAGCGCUGUUAAAGGUGAUGGGGCGGGUGCUCGAUGAUUUAUUGCCCGCUCUUACGAAACUCCCAAACGACACGCCACUGGGCUUAUUGUUGGAAAUCGAUAGUGGUUUUCCGGAGGCCCAGUGGCGCCGAGUAUGGGGGCAGGCCUGGAGUGAGGCAGGGAUUCGUCAGCCGGUUGUUUCGGUUGAUAGCAGCGGGUUGUUUGCAGUGGAUCAAUGGCUCGACCAGCGUAUCUCCGAUAAGGCGCUGUUGUUGGUUGUGGCAAUCCAAUUUGCCCUGGCCCAGCCACAAGGCGCGAGUGAGGUUGCCGUCGGGAUCCUGUUGGGUAACCGGCUGACGCAAACCACUCUGUCGCCAAUGGCUUAUCUGCAUCGCCCUGAGCAGGAGCAUGGACCGACCUUGGAGGCGCUGCGUUAUGCCGUUUUCCAAGCACUCGACUGGGUGCCACUGCCCGGGCGCUUCAUCGAGCAUGUUUGGCGAGUGGGCGUGGGGAAACAGCGUAACGCUGCGCUGACAGCGGUGCUGAAUGAGGUCGCGAUGCCAAUGCCACAGAGCCAGGGACUUCAUGAUCUAGAUACCUUGCUGGGGUGCACAGGCAAGGCAUCACCCUGGCUGGCGAUCGCUGCCGCAACGCAAACUUUUCAACGCGGUGCCGGACCGCAAUUCAUUUUCAGCGGAAGUAGCGGUGUUGACUCGCUGCUCUGGGGCACGGCGUUGACGCCUGUGCCGACGCUUUCUCAG